AUGCUUGUCCAAGUCGGCGGACAUCCAGGCACCGUACACGAUCAUGGCGCAUGGGUGAUCAAGUCGUGUUUAGAGACAGAAGCGAUGUUUUAUCAUGCCACGUACCAUACUGAUCCUGACGAGGAGGCGGCAUUGAUACGUGCGAAAAAUGCACUCCAGGACUACUUGCCUGCCUGUGUCGGCAUCGCAGAUCCCCAGGGAGUAUGGCUUCCUGGGUGGCCCACACAUGCUUCCACCCCUCCCCCCAUUCCUGGAGCCUACUCCAUUGCCCUAGAGAACUUGACAGCGCCGUUUCGUCAUGCGAAUGUAUGUGAUAUCAAACUCGGGACCAUUCUGUACAAUGAAACAAACCCUAUGAUUUCAGACGAAAAGCGCGAGCGUAUGCAGCGAAAGGCUCAAGAGACAACAAGUGCGAAAUUUGGUUUGCGUAUUACCGGCUGGUGUACGUACGAUGCUGCAACAGAUACCAUGCACCGAACCGAUAAGCAGCCAGGCCGAGCCGCACGGACCAAGUCGGACGUGGCGCGGUUGCUCAUAGACGCCUUGCAGUUGAAGGACGCACGGUAUGCACGUAUUGUGCGAGAGGCGAUGCUGCCCCGCCUCGACGCUCUACGCACCUCACUACAAUCGAUUCCUGUACAGCUACGGAGUACGAGUGUUCUUCUGGUGAUGGAAGGCGACCCUGUCUCGCUCAACAGGGGCCGUACUUCGCCGCCCGUGGAUGUACGGCUCAUUGACUUGGCACACUCACACUGGUCGAAUACGCCAGACGAGGGUGUACAGCGUGGACUGAACUUGCUGUACGAACUAUGCCGUGAUCUAUGUACGCAACUGCUCGGCUAA
This is a messenger RNA of Malassezia pachydermatis, 843 nucleotides long. RefSeq names its product saicar synthase-like protein. The coding region runs from base 1 to 843 and encodes 280 amino acids. Gene Ontology annotation, biological process: inositol phosphate biosynthetic process; phosphatidylinositol phosphate biosynthetic process. Gene Ontology annotation, cellular component: nucleus; cytoplasm. The record is from RefSeq and is a predicted model, not a curated record. NCBI's taxonomy places the organism in Eukaryota, Fungi, Basidiomycota, Malasseziomycetes, Malasseziales, Malasseziaceae. Gene Ontology annotation, molecular function: inositol-1,4,5,6-tetrakisphosphate 3-kinase activity; inositol hexakisphosphate kinase activity. The transcript has a single exon.